ACGACAACCCGGCUUUUAGGUUAUGUAUGUUUACUUGUUAACGCGGAAAUCGAGCAUUUUGAAUUUUGUUCAAUUUCAAUACGUUUAAAGUGGUUUAUUCAAAUCAGUUCAUUUUUUAAAUUCAAAUUUGAGAAUAUCCAAAGACGAGACAAGUUUCAAAAUGGAAGUCAGUACUGAUCGGUGGUGUCUCAACCGACACAAAAUGUUCAAGCUCCUCCGUGAAGCAAGCCCAGAAAACAUUUCUAAGUCGAAGAAUAUAAUGUGUUUUAAUAAUGGGAUUAUUUAUGUCUGGAACUGCAGUGAAAAUAAUCUGUUCAGUUUGAAUAUCAAAACUCUCAACAUCUCCACCGAGGAAGAUCUCCACCAGGUACUCAUGCCUUCGGAUCCCCCCACUUUCGACGUCACAUGCAUCAGAGUGAACAAAUCUGGAACCUUGUGUGCUGUCAGUGGGUCCAAAGGAGUGGCCGUUCUUGAAUUACCCAAACGUUGGGGAAAGUACGGCUUGUUUCAAGGUGGUAAGAAUUCAAUAUUUGUCAAGUGUUCUCCCCUAGACGGACGCUAUCUAUCCUGCAAUGGUGAUAUUGUUCUACAAGUCCGUUGGCAUCCUGCCUCGGAGUCGGACGAUCAACUGAUUGUCUUGACAUCAAGCAAUGACCUACGAAUUUACAAAACCAUUCCUGUAGACUCAAUGAAUUUGUUAGCUGUCUGGCCCUUAGGGCGAUCUCCCAUCUCAGUACCGUACCUGGCAUCCUUAGGUGAUAUAGCUGUUGAUUUUGAUUUUGCUCCUCCUAUUGUAACCGAUACAAACGAAGAAAAUUUAGAGCUUCUCAGUAUUCUAUGGCCUAUACUAGUUUUGUUUGGUAAUGGUGACGUGUUCUUAAUAACGAGUCCUGCCAUCAGCAAAACUAGGCAAGUGAUACCCAAAGUGGCAGGUCCUUUGUGCAUGUAUCCUGCAGCUGAUGAUAAUUACGGUACAGAUGCUAGUUCUUUGUUAAUCUUGCCCAGCGCGCCUCCAAUCGUUGUUAUUGCAAUGAGUAGCGGCACCGUUUACCAUUGUUUACUGAUGUCGUCAAUGGAGGAAACCAGUAACGAAGAAUCAAACUUGUCAAAUAAUAGCUUGAAUACCUCUACCCAAGCACUUUAUGUGUUUGAAUCCAUUGAAUUUGAAUUAGGGCUUAGCUUAGAUGAUGAUGACCAGCAACUGUUCUCCUGCCCAAUAUUCCUGCACAGAGACCCAAUUUUUAAUUCACGGUAUUUCUGUAGUCAUGAUACAGGCAUCAACGUAAUUAAUAUUCCUUUCACCCAAGAUCUUGAAACAUUUGCUGCUGCUAAAGAUGAAAACAUUGACUUAUGUUUACCAUCGUUUGAGCAUCACAGUUCCUCUGAGUACUUAGUCUGCACACAUGUGAGUAACUCCUCAAAACACCAGCCUGUUUUGGGACUGACCAUCGUUGAUUCUCCCUCAACGCUGGUCGCUUUCCUUGGAAGCGGAGAAGUUAUAUCUCUACCUCUCACCUCGUUCAAUAUUAGUCCGUCUUCAGUAUCCUCUCCAGAAAACAAAGUCGAUUCAGUCAAAAAGUCUCAAAAGCAGCCAUUUGAUGUCCAUAUUAAGAAUCUCCUCUCGUCUCCCAACUCAGUCUCCCGUCCAUUGUUGAAACUGAACUCUUCAUCUGAGCCAAGCCCACAAGAGUGUCUAGAGUUGAUAACCAGGGUAACUCGGUUGUUCAGGGAAGAACAUUUCCCGAAAUACGAAAUGGUGAAAGAUGAGAUCAGCAGGCGAGUCCGAAUUUUGAGGAAUAUGAAAAAGAGGCAGGUAGAGGAAAUCAAGGAACUUGAACAGAAGAAAGGAGAACUCCAAGCAGCCGCUGAAAAACUCGCCGACAAGUACGAAGAAGCAAAUGAAAAACAAGAAAUUCUGACGAAGAGAGCGGAAAAAAUUGUAAUGACGAUUUCAUGCCUGCAACCUACCUCGAAUCAGGCUGAGAAAAAAAUGGCAGCAGACCUUCAAAUCAUCAAAGAGAAAGUUGAGAAGUUCAAACUUUCGAUAGAGCAAAUCAAAUCGAAACAAGCGUACCAGCUUAAGAAUUUAGAAGCAAGUGCUAAUCAAAGAAAAAAUAAAGAAAUUUACCUAAGUCUCACUAAAGAAAAGGCUAUCAAGUCCAAUCUCGAGAACCUGUCAUCAGAAAUUAGACGUCUGAAAUCAAGACUAGAAACUCUAAAAACCGAAACUAACGAACUGUGUAAAACAUGAGUUGAAAUUUCUCAAAAGUUUGUUCUUUAUAGUAUAAAAUUGUAUGUAAGUAUGUAAUAAAAUGUAUAUUGUUCUUAUAUUUUCUGCAUUUCAAAUGGUAAAUCCCAUACUUAUUGUGAUUAAAACCAACCCUAAAAAUCAUUGAAUUUUUGCAGAAGAUGGAGGCUACAAUUUUUUUGUUCAUACUUUUUCAAAAAAUGUAUAAAGUAUAGGUAAUGUACAUGCAUCAUUGUAUUUAAAAAAAAAAAAGAGAGGAAAAAAAAACAGGAUCCAAGCCUGCAGCUAUGAUUAUCAGUCCUCACUUUAAUAUGUUCUAAUGUGUCUGUUAACACAUUUCAUCAGUUUUAUUCUUUUGUUGUGCUCUAACUGUAAAUUCUACAGAGAUUAGUGCUAUCCAUAAUGAAACACUUGGAGCAACGAAAACAAAUUAUCGAAAGUAAUCACUGUAGCAAAUAAAUGCGGUGAUCUCCAGAUAAAAUUUCAAAGGAGAGAUGUCAUCUCCUAAGUCUCAGAGAAUUGUUAAUCCUCUAGCAAUCAAUUUUAGGCGCACUGACUUUUAUGUAUCUUUUUUAAAAACAAAACGUCCAUUAUGUUUAAGUACAAUCAUUUCACUCGUCUAAAACCCUCAGUCCCAUUUCUCACUUAUGUAAACAUUUUAAUUUUAAUCCUGCAGGUGUAUUGAUUUUUGUAGAAUUUUUUGUUUUUUAUUCUUGCCCCGGAUACUUUUCUUGAGGAAAACAGGUGAUACAUAUCACAUUUUUGGCUGGAUCCUCUUAGUAUCUAAGUCAUUGUUAAACAAGUUUUUGUACCUUUAUAAACUAAGUUUGUACCUUUCUGAAAUGCUGAACCACAAAUCAGACCAUCAAGCUUUUAAACUCAUGUAAAUGUAUUAAAAAUAAACUUCGUUUUAUUUCUUUUAAAAAAAAA
This is a messenger RNA of Bemisia tabaci, 3178 nucleotides long. RefSeq names its product Nuclear pore complex protein Nup88 (gene mbo). The record is from RefSeq and is a predicted model, not a curated record. Gene Ontology annotation, cellular component: nuclear pore. Gene Ontology annotation, molecular function: structural constituent of nuclear pore; protein binding. Gene Ontology annotation, biological process: mRNA export from nucleus; ribosomal small subunit export from nucleus; ribosomal large subunit export from nucleus. Lineage: Eukaryota; Metazoa; Arthropoda; Insecta; Hemiptera; Aleyrodidae.